CCUCGGCCUGUGUAACCCAUUGUUUAUAAAGAGCCACUGGCCGCAGAAGCCACCAAGCUCUCAAGCCAGCCGUGGGUUCUUUGCUGAGGAACGAGCCUGGAAAGUAAGAGAGAAAAUGAAAACAAAGAGGGAGGCUGACCCGGGCCAUACACGGUGACCAUGAAGCAGGACGCCAUCUCCCCGACGGGUGGGCGGAGGACUCGGCUACUCCCCUGGCCAUACAAGGCUUGGCCAGAGCUCUCACGGGGACACACCCCUUGUGUCACCCUUGCCCUCCCAGCUGGGUGCUCUACAGAUGUGAGACACAAGCCAGUAACACCAGCAAGAAAGGAGCUUGCCGAGGGCGGCGUCUGGAGAAGGUUCUUGGGAGGCUGUCAGAAAUGAGUUUCUCACUGAACUUCACACUGCCGACCAACACGACUUCCUCCCCAGUUGUUACAGGUGGGAAAGAAGCAGACUGUGGGCCUUCUCUUGGGUUAGCAGCCGGCAUCCCGUCCCUGGUGGCCACAGCCUUGCUGGUGGCUUUACUGUUUAUACUGAUUCGCCGAAGAAGCAGCAGCAAGGAGUCCGCCGAGGAAAGUGAGAGGCCAUGUGAAAUUUCAGAAAUCUAUGACAAUCCCAAGAUUGCUGAGAAUCCUAGGAGGUCACCCACACAUGAGAAGAAUAUUACGGGAGCAGAAGAAGCCCACAUAUAUGUGAGGACUGUAGCAGGAAGUGAGGAACCCAUGCAUGACACUUACCGUCCUACUGUUGAAACGGAGAGAAGAAGGGGAUUGUGGUGGCUUAUGCCCAGACUGAGCCUGGAAUGACGCAUUUCAGUCAAGGAGAAGAUAUGGAGCUGGAACAGAGCUGAAAACCCAUGGAUUUUUGCUCGGAAUGAGGAGAGAUGCCAAGCUGCUUCUUAACCUAUCUAAAUUUCAUGUGUAGAUCUGGAAAACUUUCAGGUUGGUUUGUCUCUGUAGGUGACAGAGCUAAAGGUUCAUUCCAACACUCGGAUCUUGUUGUUUAAUAAGCAGUGAAGCACCAAGUGAGGCCCAGAAGGAGCCCUUUGAUCCUAUUCUUGACCUAUGCUUUUCUUUUCUUUAUGAUUUUGGGGAAGGGACUUGAUUUCUGUGUGUUUUGCCUUAUCUUUUUUCACAUCUCUUUUCUCAAAAAAAAAAAAAAAUCAUCAGACCUGGCUUCUGUGGGAAGGUUGGCCAAGGUCAGCAUGGUGCAAGUUGGGUUAUAAAUAAAACUUAAAUUGGAUUAUGAGGGGAAGCAGUUUCUUAUUUCUGAACAUCUCAAGGUAGAAAUCCUGUGGAGCCAUAUGUUCCCUGACUACAGGGGUAGCACAUGCUCCCAUUUGUGUCUGUGCUCAAAGAGUAUUUAAGGAAGGCAAUUCUGCAGUAGACUCUCUCUCCCUGUGUGUG
Molecule: messenger RNA, 1409 nt
Organism: Panthera uncia (snow leopard)
Lineage: Eukaryota; Metazoa; Chordata; Mammalia; Carnivora; Felidae
Gene: OPALIN
Product: oligodendrocytic myelin paranodal and inner loop protein
Exons: 6
Coding region: 381-809 (142 amino acids)
Cellular component (GO): cell-cell contact zone; plasma membrane
Source: RefSeq, a predicted model, not a curated record